Molecule: messenger RNA, 1308 nt
Organism: Plectropomus leopardus (leopard coralgrouper)
Lineage: Eukaryota; Metazoa; Chordata; Actinopteri; Perciformes; Serranidae
Gene: hs6st3b
Product: heparan sulfate 6-O-sulfotransferase 3b
Cellular component (GO): membrane
Molecular function (GO): heparan sulfate 6-sulfotransferase activity
Source: RefSeq, a predicted model, not a curated record
AUGGAUGAUAGAUCCAGUAAGCUCAUCUUGGUCCCUAUUUUAGCUGUGCUUUUUGUUAUGAUAGGUUACCAGUACAUAUGUCCCGCUGGCAGUAAUUCGUGCCACUUUAAGGCUGGGGAGAAAUUAAGGGGGGUAAGCCUACUUUCCACCCCGUACCAGGACAGCGAUGAUUUCUACAGAGAUCAAGACCUGGAGGAUGACAGCCCUCCCAAACUACCGUCAAAAUUCAACUUCACCGAGCGAGACCUCGACAGACACGUGGAGUUCAACAUCAAAGGGGACGACGUGAUCGUGUUUUUGCACAUCCAGAAGACCGGAGGAACCACUUUCGGGAGACACUUGGUGAGGAAUAUUCGCUUGGAGCAGCCGUGCGACUGCAAGCCAGGACAGAAGAAAUGCACAUGUCACCGACCAGGGAAAGAGGAGUCCUGGCUCUUCUCCCGGUUCUCUACCGGCUGGAGCUGUGGACUGCACGCAGACUGGACCGAGCUAACGAACUGUGUACCUGUCAUUAUGGAUAAGAAGGAGGCCCAGAGGAAUAAAAGGAACUUCUACUACAUUACCAUGCUGCGAGACCCAGUCUCCCGCUACCUGAGUGAGUGGAAGCACGUCCAGCGCGGAGCCACGUGGAAGACCGCCCUCCAUAUGUGCGAUGGACGCUCGCCCACCCAGGACGAGCUGCCCACCUGCUACAGUGGGGACGACUGGUCCGGUGUCACCCUGACAGAGUUCAUGAACUGCCCGUCCAACCUGGCAAACAACCGGCAGGUCCGCAUGCUGGCUGACCUAAGCCUUGUGGGCUGCUACAACCUGUCCUCCAUGAACGAGAGUCAGCGCAACCACAUCCUUCUGAGCAGUGCCAUGAGCAACCUGAAAAACAUGGCUUUCUACGGUCUGACUGAGUUUCAACGCAAGACGCAGUACCUGUUUGAGCGGACGUUCAGCCUGCGCUUCAUCUCCGCUUUCACGCAGAUCAACAGCACGCGAGCUGCCAACGUGGACCUGAGUGAGCCCGUGCGCAGACGCAUCGAGGAACUCAACUAUUUGGACGUGCAGCUGUAUGAGUACGCGAAGGACCUGUUCCUCCAGCGUUUCCAGUUCACCCGCCAGAGGGAGCAUCAGGAGGUGCGUUUGAAGAGGCGUGAGGAGAGGCGUUGGCUGAGGGAGCAAAAAGACCAGGGCAGGCCGUGGCCGCCCAAACACAGAGGGGGAGUCAAUGGAGGUGGGAGAAGAGGGUUGGAGAAAGGGACUGACGGUGACUUCCCCACCACCACUGAGGACUACACAAGCCAAGUGGCCCGCUGGUGA